Messenger RNA from Engraulis encrasicolus (European anchovy), 2373 nucleotides. RefSeq names its product proprotein convertase subtilisin/kexin type 1 (gene pcsk1). Gene Ontology annotation, molecular function: serine-type endopeptidase activity. NCBI's taxonomy places the organism in Eukaryota, Metazoa, Chordata, Actinopteri, Clupeiformes, Engraulidae. Gene Ontology annotation, biological process: peptide hormone processing. The record is from RefSeq and is a predicted model, not a curated record. The coding region runs from base 1 to 2373 and encodes 790 amino acids. Gene Ontology annotation, cellular component: membrane; neuron projection. The transcript is spliced from 14 exons.
AUGGAAGUGAGAUGUUUCGCCUUGACCAUGUACAGUGUUCUUGCAGCUCUUUGUCUUGCCGUGUCCGGACUGAACAAUUUAGCGGCAAACAGGCAGUACCUGAACGAGUGGGCAGUGGAGAUCCCAGGGGGCAUCGAUGCUGCCCGCUUAAUCGCCAGAGAGCUCGACUACGAACUAAUCAGACAGAUUGGGCAGCUGGAGGAUCUCUACUUGUUCAAACACCGGCGGCAUCCUAGCAGGACCAAAAGGAGCGCUGAACACAUCACCAAGAGGCUAGCUGAGGAUGACCGGGUGACCUGGGCAGAGCAGCAGUAUGAGAAGAGGCGCGCCAAGCGGGCGCCGGUGGCUGGCCAGUGCCAGAGCUGCUCGGCUGACAAGCUCUUCAGCGACCCCAUGUGGAACCAGCAGUGGUACCUGCAAGACACCCGCACAUCGCCCUCGCUGCCCAAGCUGGACCUGCACGUGAUCCCCGUGUGGAAGAAGGGCAUCACGGGGAAGGGAGUGGUCAUCACCGUGCUGGAUGACGGCCUGGAGUGGAACCACACGGACAUCUAUCCUAACUACGAUCCAGCUGCAAGCUAUGACUUCAAUGACAACGAUCCCGACCCCUUCCCACGCUACGACUCUACUAAUGAGAACAAACAUGGUACUAGAUGUGCUGGUGAAAUUGCCAUGCAGGCGGACAAUAAUAAAUGUGGAGUAGGAGUGGCAUACAACUCCAAGGUCGGAGGUAUCCGGAUGCUGGAUGGGAUCGUGACCGACGCCAUUGAGGCCAGCUCUAUUGGCUUCAAUCCCAACCAUGUGCACAUCUACAGCGCCAGCUGGGGGCCCAACGAUGACGGCAAGACCGUGGAGGGGCCCGGACGCCUGGCGUCGAAGGCCUUCGAAUACGGCAUCCAGAAGGGUCGUGACGGGAAGGGCUCCAUCUUUGUGUGGGCGUCCGGUAACGGCGGUCGCCAGGGCGAUAACUGCGACUGCGAUGGCUACACCGACAGCAUCUUCACCAUCUCCAUCAGCAGCGCCUCGCAGCAGGGCCUGUCACCGUGGUACGCCGAGAAGUGUUCCUCCACCCUCGCCACCGCCUACAGCAGUGGAGACUACACUGACCAGAGGAUCACGAGUGCUGAUCUGCAUAACGAGUGCACGGAGACCCACACGGGCACAUCCGCCUCUGCCCCACUGGCUGCUGGGAUAUUCGCCCUGGCUCUUGAACAGAAUCCGGAGCUGACCUGGAGGGACCUGCAGCACAUUGUGGUGUGGACGUCGGAGUUUGACCCGCUGGCCAACAACCCGGGCUGGAAGAGGAACGGGGCGGGGCUCAUGGUCAACAGCAGGUUCGGCUUCGGCCUCCUGAACGCCAAAGCCCUGGUGGACCUGGCAGACCCGGCCACCUGGAAGCACGUCCCCGAGAAGAAGCAGUGCAUCGUCAGGGACGAGAGCUUCCAGCCCAGACCCCUGAAGGCAGCUGGAGAGAUCACCAUCGAGAUCCCAACUAAGGCGUGUGCCGGCCAGGAAAACGCUGUCACCUCACUGGAACAUGUCCAGCUGGAGGCCAGCAUAGAGUACACCAGGAGAGGGGACCUCCACAUCACACUCACCUCACCAUCAGGCACCACCACGGUGCUCCUGGCGGAGCGGGAGAGGGACACCUCCACCAACGGCUUCAGGAACUGGGACUUCAUGUCUGUGCACACGUGGGGAGAGGACCCCUCAGGCACCUGGACACUGAAGAUCACAGACACGUCUGGUCGAAUGGAAAAUGAGGGGCAGAUCGUGAGCUGGAAGUUGAUCCUGCACGGCACGUCUGAGAAACCAGACCACAUGAAGAAGCCGCGGGUCUACACACCUUACAACGCUGUGCAGAACGACCGGCGAGGCGUGGAGCGCAUGGAGGCCAUGAUGCAGACUCCUACCCAGAAACCCCCACAGACGCCACCCCCUGCCCCUGAGUCACCUCCCUCCCCCACCCCUGAGGAGAAAUCCAGCCCGUUCUCCAACUCCUCCAUCUCCUCGCUGGCUCUCCUGCGCCUCCUGCAGUCUGCCUUCAGCCGCCAGAGCCCCGCAGCAGCAGCAGCAGCAGACAUGCAGCCACCACAGUCCCCUGCCUACUCCACCAGGGGGCAGCAGAGGGAGCAGGGCUUGAGGGAGAGAGCGCAGGGCCGAGAGGGGGAGAGGGAGAGGGAGAGGGAGCGCAUCCCACAGCAGAAGUUCUACCAGGCGCUGGAGCGCCUCAACCAGCAGAGGGAGCCGGAGCAGAGCCUGUACCGCGACUACAGCGAGCGCUUCUACGGCAACCAGCAGCCCUACAGGCACCGCGACGACCGCCUGCUGCAGGCCCUGUACGACAUGCUGCUCAGCGAAAAGACACAGUGA